AUGGACACUCUGCGAAACAGAGGUGUCUUCAGGGUUUCAGUAUGUGGGCAAGAGGAGUUAGAGCGGCUGUCAAGGGAUGGUAGCCAUUACAGUCUCACAACAGGGAUUUUGCCUUCACUUGGUGCAAGAAGUAACCGAAGAGUUAAGCUCAAUAGGUUUAUUAUAUCGCCUUAUGACCGUCGUUACAGAAUAUGGGAGACAUUUCUCGUUGUUCUGGUCAUCUAUACGGCUUGGGUAUCACCUUUCGAAUUUGGAUUUCUCAAACAACCAGAGAGACCACUCUCCAUCUGCGAUAAUGUUGUCAAUGGAUUCUUUGCUACGGAUAUUGUUUUAACCUUCUUUUUGGCUUACCUUGAUAAAACCACCUACCUACUUGUUGAUGAUCGCAAGAAGAUUGCAUGGAAGUAUGCCACUUCCUGGUUGGCUUUGGAUAUCAUAUCCACAAUCCCAACUGAACUAGCUCGGAAGAUCUCCCCUAAAUCAUUCCAGUCCUAUGGCUUCUUCAACAUGCUUCGCCUUUGGCGUCUCCGAAGAGUCAGUGCCCUGUUUUCUAGAUUGGAGAAAGAUAGGACCUAUAACUAUUUCUGGGUCCGGUGUGCUAAACUUAUAUGUGUCACUCUUUUUGCCGUACACUCCGCCGGAUGCUUCUAUUAUCUUAUUGCUGCACGCUACCAUGAUCCGCAGAGGACAUGGAUUGGAGCAUCCCUAGGAGACAAUUUCCUAGAGCAGAGUAUAUGGACAAGAUACGUGACUUCCAUUUACUGGUCUAUUACUACUCUAACAACUGUGGGAUAUGGUGAUCUGCAUCCCGUGAACACAAGGGAGAUGAUGUUUGACAUCUUCUACAUGCUCUUCAACCUUGGAUUGACGGCAUACUUAAUAGGAAACAUGACGAACUUGGUUGUGCACGGGACUAGUCGAACUAGAAGAUUUAGAGAUACAAUUCAAGCUGCUUCAAGUUUCGCUCAGAGGAACCAGCUGCCUGUUCGCCUACAAGAUCAGAUGCUUGCACAUUUGUGCUUGAAGUUCAGGACAGAUUCAGAGGGGCUGCAGCAGCAAGAGACUCUUGAUUCCCUUCCAAAAGCCAUCCGUUCAAGCAUUUCACAUUAUCUUUUCUACUCUCUUGUGGACAAGGUCUACUUGUUUCGAGGGGUUUCCAAUGACUUGCUUUUCCAGUUGGUCUCAGAGAUGAAAGCCGAGUAUUUUCCUCCCAACGAAGACGUGAUCCUGCAGAAUGAAGCACCAACAGACUUUUAUAUACUUGUUACUGGUGCUGUGGAUCUACUUGUUAUGAAAAAUGGAGUUGAACAGGUUGUUGGCGAGGCUAAAACUGGUGAUCUUUGCGGUGAAAUUGGAGUACUCUGUUGUAGGCCACAGCUCUUCACAGUGCGAACCAAGAGAUUGAGCCAACUACUACGACUGAACCGUACUGCGUUCUUGAAUAUUGUUCAGGCCAAUGUUGGAGACGGGACCAUAAUCGUGAACAAUCUUCUUCAGUAUUUGAAAGAACUGAAAGACCCAAUUAUGGAAGGAGUAUUGCUGGAGACGGAGAACAUGCUAGCUCGUGGUAGAAUGGACCUACCUCUCACUCUAUGCUUUGCAGCACUAAGAGGAGACGACCUUUUGUUGCAUCAGUUGUUGAAACGGGGCCUGGAUCCAAAUGAAUCAGACAACAAUGGGAGGUCAGCAAUGCAUAUAGCAGCCUCCAAAGGAAGUGAGAACUGUGUCCUACUUCUACUUGAUCAUGGAGCUGAUCCUAACUGCCGAGACUCGGAUGGAAAUGUACCACUAUGGGAGGCAAUGCUGGGAGGCCAUGAAGCAGUGGCCAAACUACUGAUACAAAAUGGUGCAAGCAUACAUCAUGGAGAUGUGGGCCAUUUUGCAUGCACUGCUGCUGAGAAAAACAACUUGAAAUUGCUCAAUGAAAUUGUUCGAUAUGGAGGGGAUGUGACAAGUCCAAGGAACAAUGGAAUCACUGCUCUGCAUGUAGCAGUUUGUGAAGACAACGCUGAAAUAGUGAGAUUCCUCUUGGAUCAAGGUGCUGAUAUUGACAAACCAGAUGAUGCCCAUGGUUGGACUCCAAGGGGUCUAGCUGACCAACAAGGACAUGAAGAAAUAAGAUUCAUUUUCCAAACUCGUAAAGAAGCUAAAACGCAAUCCUUUGUUGCUAUUCCUGAGAAGCAGGAUUAUGGAAUUCGAUUUCUUGGGAGGUUUACAAGUGAACCAACUAUUCGGCCUCUGUCUCAAGAAGGUUCAUUCCCAGCUACAGAUGCAUCAUGGAGUCAAACCCGUCCGAGGCGCAGGACUAACAAUUUUCACAACUCAAUCUUCGGGAUGAUGUCAGCUGCCCACAGAGGGAAGAAAGACCUGCUGUUCCCAACCAGCCAUACUAGUCAUGGAGCCAGUCCUGCUAGAGUAACAAUUAGUUGCCCUGAAAAGGAAGAAGUUGCAGGAAAGCUUGUUCUACUUCCAAAUAGCUUUCAGGCAUUGCUUGAGAUUGGUGCUAAAAAAUUCGACAUCUCACCCGCCAAAGUAAUGAUUAAGGAUAAAGCUGAAAUUGAUGACAUUGAGGUGAUUAGAGAUGGUGAUCAUCUUAUAUUUGCCACUGAUGGAAUGCAAGAGACUAACAACAAAGACUCAUAA
Populus nigra (black poplar) is the source of this 2643-nucleotide messenger RNA. RefSeq names its product potassium channel AKT1-like. The transcript has 11 exons. Gene Ontology annotation, cellular component: membrane. The coding region runs from base 1 to 2643 and encodes 880 amino acids. The record is from RefSeq and is a predicted model, not a curated record. Lineage: Eukaryota; Viridiplantae; Streptophyta; Magnoliopsida; Malpighiales; Salicaceae. Gene Ontology annotation, biological process: transmembrane transport; potassium ion transport. Gene Ontology annotation, molecular function: protein binding; voltage-gated potassium channel activity.